Cannabis sativa is the source of this 438-nucleotide messenger RNA. RefSeq names its product zinc finger A20 and AN1 domain-containing stress-associated protein 1-like. NCBI's taxonomy places the organism in Eukaryota, Viridiplantae, Streptophyta, Magnoliopsida, Rosales, Cannabaceae. The transcript has a single exon. Gene Ontology annotation, molecular function: zinc ion binding; DNA binding. The coding region runs from base 1 to 438 and encodes 145 amino acids. The record is from RefSeq and is a predicted model, not a curated record.
AUGGAUAUGGAUGAUGCAUUUAAUCUUUGUGUUAAAGGGUGUGGAUUUUAUGGAAGGGUUGAGAAUCGAAACAUGUGCUCUAAGUGCUAUAAAGACUUUAUUAUGGAGGAAAUAAUAUGUAAAUCUUUAUCUAAUAUUCACUUGAGUAAUAAUAUUACUAGUAUUACUACUCCGACUUUUAAUACUACUGAUGAGAAUGAUGCUAUUACUAAUUCUCUUUGUGAUCAAUUCAACGAUUUGAAAAUUACAAAAAAUAGAUGUAAGGAUUGCAAUAAAAAAGUUGGAUUGACAGGGUUUUCAUGCCGUUGUGGUAAUCUCUACUGUGGUUGUCAUCGAUUGCCCGAAACACAUACUUGUACCUAUGAUUUCAAGAGUGCUGCUCGACAAAACCUCAAAUUAACUCUCAUUUGUGCUGAUAAAUUGGAGAAGAGACUUUAA